CGGCACUUGGGGAGGCAGCACCGUGCUCGUCCUUUUUAGCUGGAGCUCUUGUCGUAGCUCGACUCGCUGCCGAGGGUCCCUACAAAUACAACCCCCAGCUGGUAACACACACACACAUUAUAUAUAUUAUUGGGACCCAAAACCUCGGUGAAGGGAAUAAAAAGCAAUUUGAGAAAAACUUACCACAUGACUUAGUACAAAUAUUAAAUGCUUAAAACCAUUCUUGGAACUAAACAUAAAAAAGCAGAGAAGAAAUAGACCAAUUUGAAAAAAAGGUUAUCGUGUCUAUAUAUAUCAGAAAUAAUUAUUUAUCAUUUAGUCAACAAUAAUGAAUUUUUCAAGUGAGAACUAGUGCAAGGCGCCUUAGUGAGACACUUAAGUGACUGUGUUAUUGAUGGCCUAUUAAUACGUUGCAUAGCAUUAACGCAUUGCAGAGAGGAGAAUAUGGUCUUAACACCUACCCUCUCCCAUCUGCUGCUUCUGGUUGGAACUACACUGACGACGGGGCAGAAGGAGGCGGCGUUGGCGGAACCAGCAGACUUUCCUCCCCGCAACGUGUACGAGGCCGCUGAAGAUAUCUGGGCCAAGGCUCUGGCCCUCAACACCCUGGCGCCGGAGUUCCAAGGUCAGAACAACACGGAGGUCGCGGCUCAGGUGGGCGGCGACGCCUCCUUCAGCUGCUACACUUACCAUCUCUCAGACGAAAUGGUGGCGUGGCUGAAGAGAGACGACGACCAGCUCCUGACGGUGGGAGAGCAGGUGUAUGCGGCCGAGUCUCGCUUCUCCGUCGUUCAUUCCGACCACACAGAGGCGUGGGAACUAUGGGUGAAAGACGUGCAGCUAACGGACGCUGGCCAAUAUGAGUGUCAGCUAACAACCAACCCUCCAGUCUCCUACUUCUUCACCUUAGUCGUCUCACAAGCGGAAGCCGUCAUCUCAGGUCCAAGCGAAGUCCACAUCGAGGAGGGCUCUCACCUCUCUCUGGAGUGCCAUGUACAGAACGCUCCUGUCCCCCCUGUCUACAUUUUCUGGUAUCACAACUCUACUAUGGUUAACUACAGACAGGAAGUCCUCCAAGUUUGGCAUCACAACUACACCAGCAGCCUUGUAGUGGAGAGGGUCCAACCUUCCCACGCCGGCACAUACACCUGCGAUCCACACCUGGCCACACCUGCCAACGUCACGGUUCACGUUGUUACAGACAAAAGACCAGCUGCAAUGCAGCACGGCAGGAACCCAGCAGAGAGCAGCAGCAGCAGCAGCAGCAGCAACACCAGCAGCAGCAGCAGCAGCACCAGCAGUAGUGGGUCAACGCUUCAGUGGUUACAAGUGCCAGUAGUCGUGACAAUAUGUCUGCUGUUGUCCCUCGUGGCAACUGCCGUCUCCCUGCCAACACCGGACGCUUCCAUUUAAUAGAUCAAUUCUAAACAACUCUCUUUAAGAGAUCAAUCAGCUUUGAUCUAGACUGACAGUAUAAGGGGGUAGAGUAGGAACACUUGUUAUAUUCGAGAAGUUGAGUGUGUGUGUGUGUGUGUGUGUGUGUGUGUGUGUGUGUGUGUGUGUGUGUGUGUGUGUGUGUGUGUGUGUGUGUGUGUGUGGACUCACCUAGUUGUACUCACCUAGUUGUGCUUGCGGGAGUUGAGCUUUGGCUCUUUGGUCCCGCCUCUCAACAUGUGUGUGUGUGUGUGUGUGUGUGUGUGUGUGUGUGUGUGUGUUGUGUGUGUGCGCGCGUGCGCUUGUUAGGCACGUGCGGACGCUCACCUGCGCGUGACUACGCUUUUUAUAAAUACAUAUAUUUAUAUACUUAUAUAUACGCUCAUAAAUGCCUCAGUAAUUGCAUGUAUAUAUAUAAAAUUUAACUGACAUAUGAAAUAUAUUUUAUAUUGUCGAAUAUUAUAAAAAUUACGUUUGUUGCAACAUAUAUGCAACAUAUUCUCGUACGCAGAUGUGAUGACCAAACCCCAAAGCAGAAAAUUAAGAAACAACGACGUUUCGGUCCGUCGACGUUUCGGUCCGUCGACGUUUCGGUCCGUCGACGUUUCGGUCCGUCGACGUUUCUUCAUUUCCGUGUCAUGGAGAGAGAGAGAGAGAGAGAGAGAGAGAGAGAGAGAGAGAGAGAGAGAGAGAGAGAGAGAGAGAGAGAGAGAGAGAGAGAGAGAAUGAAAGUGUAUACCACAAUUGACUGGUAUACAGUUUCCAAGACUUCCGGCGAGGUAUUCCUGGAUUACCUGUACUCGAGUGGUAGCCACGGAGAUAGACAAAGUCUCAUUUGGGCAGUAGUUAGCUGCCCUGGGAGCCUUCUCAUGUUAAGGUUAACCCAUAGUGCAGUUGGUGGCAGAGAGUACGCCUCUAAUACCAGGGGAUCAGAUGUGUGUGUAUAUAUAUAUAUAUAUAUAUAUAUAUAUAUAUAUAUAUAUAUAUAUAUAUAUAUAUAUAUAUAUAUAAUGUGUAUUUGUGUGUGUGUGUGUAUGUGUGUGUGUAUGUGUGCGUGAGAGUGGGUAAAUCACGAAGAAAUUAACGUGACGAAUAAUGUGACAAUGUAUAACCGCGAAGGAAAAGGAAGUCAGAAAUUACUUGAGCACUUUCUUGUUAAUCCACACAUCUUCGAAAUACUUCUGAAGGUGUGUGGAUUAGCAAGAAAGUGCUUCAGUAAUUUCUAGUGUUCUUAUUUUCCUUCGUGGUUAUAAUUUGUGCUAUGAUGAUAUUCGGAGUAAGUUUUAUAACUGCUUUCAACUUUAUUUGCUCCUUUUAUUUGUAGAAUAGAAUUUUGCUCAUUAUAUUUGCUAUUAAAAAUGUAUGUAAAGAAUUUCUAAAUAAAUAUGUAAAUCCCUAA
Molecule: messenger RNA, 2833 nt
Organism: Procambarus clarkii (red swamp crayfish)
Lineage: Eukaryota; Metazoa; Arthropoda; Malacostraca; Decapoda; Cambaridae
Product: lachesin
Biological process (GO): synapse organization
Cellular component (GO): neuron projection membrane
Source: RefSeq, a predicted model, not a curated record